AUGGCGCUCGCGAAUAGAAGUACAGACGGCUUUUGCUGGGUGACACUGGUGACCAAAGCUUCAUACCUACCCGGAGCCAUUAUCCUGGCACAUACUCUGGAUCGACACAAGUCGAAAUAUCCAUUCGUCAUUCAAUACACCUCUUCACUUGGGGACGAAGCUGUGGCAGCGCUGGAGGAAGAAAGCUCCAACUAUGGUCGUAUCCAGCUACAGAAAGUAGAUCUUCUUUUACCUCGAAAAGAUCAGGAGAAUACUGGCAGCGUGGCUGAACGCUUCAAGGACACCUUCACAAAGCUGAGAGCUUUCGAGGUCUACAAGCAAGGAUACACGAGAGCGGUCUUUCUCGACGCUGACAUGGCCAUAUUCCGAAACCCGGACGAGCUAUUCCAGUGCCGGCUUCCUGGGCAGGACUGGCUGGGCGCCAAUCAUGCUUGUGUCUGCAACUUGGACCACGACUCCUGGGCUCCUCCCGAAUGGCAGAAGGGCAACUGUGCGUACACACCUCUCACGGAAGCUGAUGACGUUGCUGCGCCUAUCACCCCUGAAAGCCGGCCGACAUAUCGCUUGCUGAAUGGUGGUAUGUUGCUGUUCAACCCAAACGAGGAACUUUGGUCGAGGAUGCUUGACUAUUUCAAUACGUCGGAGAAACUGAAAACGUACCAGUUCCCUGACCAAGACUUCUUAGCAGACUUCUAUCGAGACAAUUGGCAUCCUCUUUCGUGGAAGUACAACGCUUUGAAAACCAUGAGGUAUUGGCACCCCAAAAUGUGGUCGGAUGAGAAAUUGGUAGUCCUCCAUUACAUCGUGGACAAACCCUGGGAACGACGGGUCAGUGACAAGGGAGUUGCUGGACAUCUAGGCCGCGACGGAGAAACACAUACCUGGUGGUGGAAUGUCUACCAUGACUGGAGGAAACAGAGAGAAGACAGCAACAAGAGCCAUCUUGUUCUGGCGACGAUGGAUAAGCUGGCCGAUACCAAGGAGCCUUUUACCGAUGUUAUACCACUUCCACAGGCAGUGGGAAAGCCGGAGGACGUCCUCCCAUAUCCUUGA
Molecule: messenger RNA, 1053 nt
Organism: Exophiala spinifera
Lineage: Eukaryota; Fungi; Ascomycota; Eurotiomycetes; Chaetothyriales; Herpotrichiellaceae
Exons: 1
Coding region: 1-1053 (350 amino acids)
Molecular function (GO): glycosyltransferase activity
Source: RefSeq, a predicted model, not a curated record